UUCUUCGAGCAAUUCUUUCUGUCGACCAAAAACCCUAAUUCAAAAGCCGUGGACAACACUCUUAUCCCACUCGCCCCUUUCUCCACAUCCUAUACCGAACUGAACUUAACUUUGCAUCAGUUCUGUGAUUUUAUCACACUUUCAUCCUCGACUUUUCUUCGCCUCGAUCCUGUCGAUAUGGCUUGCCGGAGGGAGACCAUGAAUAGAUACCAAUCCUCUUUCGGGCCCCCGCCCCCGCCCUCGCCAGGACCUUGGACUCCUACCAGCAUAUCCAGUUUUGACAGUCGAAGGGACUCGGUGGCCUCCUCGCAAGCAUCUAUGUCCUCGUUAGGAAGCUGCAUGUCCGACUACUCCGGGCCGUUGACGCCAAUCAGCGACGAACGAGGCUCAUUCUUCCAUCAAGAGCAUCGGUUCGAGCAGGUAUUACACGUUCAACCUGUGACGCCUAAAAUCACUACUUCCUGGGAUGCGAUUCAUCUUACAAAUCCAAGCGCCUUCACACCUACACCACUCGUGCAGUACCAGUUCGACACACAUGAAGACGUAUAUCCGCUUACCGAUAUGGAUGCCAAUAUAAUUUCAUUGGAUAACCCUCUCUGGGGUUCUGCAGACCUGACUCCCAGCUGGAAUGAAAAUCCCCAGACGAUAUGGGACCCCAACAUGCCCCCUGCAAUUAACUUGGAUGAUCGCUGCAUGUCAGAUGAGGCACUCCACGGCUUCACAGAUACAAACGUAUCAUCCACACCACUCGUCACGCAGGCGUUUUGCGACAACUCAGGAUUCCCUCCAUCCCCACAGGAGGUCAUGAGAAAGGGAGAACAGCCGCUGGAAUUCAAACGAGAGUCGGACCCCGAAGAAGAAGGCGAACCUUACUAUGUAGGACCCACUGGAGGCAAGACGCCCAAGAAGGGACGAACGAUUCCAGAUACUGCGAAGAAGCAGCCCAAGACCAGAGUCCGCAGGCGUGCCGAUGCACGCCGCUCCGUCCCCGCAAUCAUUCCGAAGUCAAUCUACUCAUGCACUUGGCAGGGAGGGUGUGGUAAAAGCUACCAGCGUCGAGAACACCGAAAGCGUCAUGUAGAAACUGUACACUUGAAAAAGGACAUGUUUCGAUGCGUCAUCGAUAAAUGCAAAGACAAAGGACCAUUUCGAAUGGACAACUAUAAAGCGCACUGGCUGACACAUGUCACCCCAGGUAACUGCGCACGCAACACGCAGCUUUCCCGGGAUGCUGUCGUUCAAAUAUUGCGGGGGAACAGCGAGGUCAGCAAGCAUGCUGAUAAGAUCAUCGCUUCCAUUGACAAGAAAUUGGGUGAGGAAGCAACUGGGCGGACCACUCGAGCAAUCAGAUGA
Periconia digitata is the source of this 1353-nucleotide messenger RNA. NCBI's taxonomy places the organism in Eukaryota, Fungi, Ascomycota, Dothideomycetes, Pleosporales, Periconiaceae. The record is from the annotation of a GenBank genome assembly.